Messenger RNA from Pedinophyceae sp. YPF-701, 357 nucleotides. The record is from the annotation of a GenBank genome assembly. Lineage: Eukaryota; Viridiplantae; Chlorophyta; Pedinophyceae.
AUGCCCGCCAAGGCCGACAAGACGCCCGCCAAGAAGACGACCAAGAAGGUCGAGGCCAAGAAGUCCCGCAAGAGGACCAAGGCCGAGACCUACAAGAUUUACAUCUACAAGGUCCUGAAGCAGGUGCACCCCGACACGGGUAUCUCCUCCAAGGCCAUGUCGAUCAUGAACUCGUUCAUCAACGACGUGUUCGACCGCAUCGCCACCGAGGCCUCGCGCCUGGCGCGCUACAACAAGAAGCCGACCAUCACGUCGCGCGAGAUCCAGACGGCCGUCCGCCUCAUCCUCCCCGGUGAGCUCGCCAAGCACGCCGUGUCCGAGGGCACCAAGGCCGUGACCAAGUUCACCUCGGCCUAA